UCUGAACUGGAUAAAAUGACAUUUGUCAUGGCCUCUAAGUAUCCGUUUUUCUUUUUAACGCAACUUGUGAUGAUAAACAAUGGUGUCUUUGCAGUAAUUUGUGACAAAAGAAACGGUUGCUGUUCAGGAUAUAAAUGGGAUUUGAUCCAAAGAAAAUGCAUAAAAUGUCCAAAUGGUUAUUUUGGAUUCAGUUGCGAAAAAGCAUGCCCUUACCCAUACUAUGGAGAAAAAUGUCUACACACGUGCCAGUGCAGUAGGUUAGCGUGUAAUAUUUCCUAUGGGUGUACCAGAUUUACAGGGUAUACAGGAAGUCAGAAUUUGUUCUCAACACUAGUCAAUGAUGGAAAGCAUGAUCCAUAUAUAGGAUUUCUUUCCUACCAUAUAACUAAUAUCACAGUGUUACCCUUGUCAAACAUAUCAGUAACAGUAACCUCUAAACCAAGAUCCUUAGACAAUCUUCUGCUCACAGCAAUUUUGUUUGCAGCAGCGUCCGUAAUGUUGGUGGUUGCACUACCACUAAUUCUUUAUUGUGUUCUAAAUAAGAAGACGACACUAUUUAAGAAGAAUGAUUACGUUUCUCCUGCUAUUAUAGCUCAUGCCAGAAAUGAUGCACAACAAAAUACCAAUGAGUACGAAACUCUUGGGUAUCAAAUGCUAUUUCAGGGCGUUGGUAAUCUUUCAAUUUGGUACGAUCGUAGAAAAGAAUCAUACUCUAUAAAUGUUCUAUCAUCAAGGGACAUUUGUGACAAAGAAGAAAAACCACAAAGGAUGGCAUCAAAUCAAACAAUUGAAAUAAAUCCCCUGAUUGCAGGUGAUCAAGAUAACGCCUAUGUGCUGCCAAAUAAUAUAGAUACAGCAUCAUCAUCAGAUGUACAUACGUUUAAUGAUGAAUUUCACGCAACACCAGAAUCUGACAGUAAAAGCACCAAUGUGUACGUGACGGUUAUACCCUCAGAUUAAUGACACACGACCUUAUUAAUUCUCAACAAUCUAAUGAAGGAAAAAUGAUACAUGAAUAUCUUACAUGUAUCUUAAGUCAUCCACGACUGCCAUACAAACUCAGAAGAAAACUAACAAAAUUUAACACUUUAUGCAAGGCAACUCUUGAAUUUUUUUUUAGCUAUUGCAGAUGAAUUAAAAACGAUGUUUAACACAUAUUGAAGAAAUGCUGGACUUCUAAAAGGUUGAAAAAAAAGGAAAAAAGUAUAUUAAACUUUUCUUAUUUUAUUCAUACAAAUUCUGAUUCGUAAUUAGAAAAGAGGAAUAAAU
Saccostrea cuccullata (small rock oyster) is the source of this 1269-nucleotide messenger RNA. RefSeq lists its product as uncharacterized. NCBI's taxonomy places the organism in Eukaryota, Metazoa, Mollusca, Bivalvia, Ostreida, Ostreidae. The transcript has 4 exons. Bases 16 to 960 code for a protein of 314 amino acids. The record is from RefSeq and is a predicted model, not a curated record.